AUGGCUAGUGAAGGUGUGCCCGCGCAAAACCCCCUGUUGGCUCCAGCCGCCCAAUCCACUCAGCCAGUUCACAGUGUCGAGCAUCCGGCAAAGCCAGAUAGCGAGGCCGUGACAGAGGAUCGAGCAAAUGCGAAAACCAAUCAUGCAGAGGCUCCUAAUCCCCAGCCGCCGCAUGCUCCACCCACAGAACCCCCUCUCGAUGGACCCGUUGCAUCCUCAGAGCCGGAAGCUCCAGUAGCAGCUCAGGUAGAGUCCAAGAAGGCAGAAGAGCCAAAUACGGAGACAGUCGAAAAGGAAACGCCCCAAACUGGUGAGAAGCGCGACCUUGACUCUACUACAGCUCCAGCUCCAGCUCCAGUCACCGAAGACAAGGAUAACGCUGCUCCUCCUGCUGAAAAGACAGAAGAGCCCGAGCCCAAGAAACAAAAGCUAGAGACAGAACAGGAACCUGUCAAAGAACCUGUCAAGGAGCCCGAGGCCCCAGCCCCAGCCUCAGCUACCACCGAUGGUGCCAACGGAGAUUCCAAUGGAGAUUCCAAGAAAGCCGGCCGUUCCAAGAAGGAGAAAGUGAAAGAGGUCAUCAAAAAGGCGGUCCCGACUGAGGGAGUUGGUAGUCGCACUCGCAGCCGAACCAAGGGUGCCUAA
Penicillium longicatenatum is the source of this 645-nucleotide messenger RNA. RefSeq lists its product as uncharacterized. The record is from RefSeq and is a predicted model, not a curated record. Lineage: Eukaryota; Fungi; Ascomycota; Eurotiomycetes; Eurotiales; Aspergillaceae. The transcript has 2 exons. The coding region runs from base 1 to 645 and encodes 214 amino acids.